AUGUCUUCCGCUGACUCCUCAGUGCUGUCAGCAGCCUCCAUGUUUGCACACAACAUCUGGAAAUUGACCAUCAGACCUCACGCAUCAGAACGCGAAGUGAUUCUUGUGAUGCGUUUCGCCAUCAUCGCAGUUGGUGUGAUGGCUACCGUUAUGGCGUUAACAAUUCAGAGCAUCUACGGACUAUGGUAUCUGUGUGCCGAUCUCGUCUACGUCAUCCUAUUUCCACAAUUACUUUGUGUUGUCUACGUGAAGAGUAGCAAUACGUAUGGAUCACUGGCUGGCUACGGUGUUGGCCUGAUUCUUCGAUUAUCCGGUGGAGAACCCCUUGUCGGCCUUCCGGCACUGGUCCACUAUCCAAUGUAUACCGAUGGAAUUCAGUAUUUCCCCUUCAAGACGAUGGCAAUGAUGUCGUCAUUAAUCUGCAUUCUUGGCGUGUCGCGUCUUAGUGAGCACUUGUUUACGACGGGUCAGAUAUCACCGGAGUGGGAUGUUCUGGGUUGUGUCGUUGUGCCAUCAGAGAGAAUUCCACUCCCGUCGGACGUCUCGUUUAACGUUAGCAGCGAUACUCUUGCGAUGAAUAAGGUG
Ostertagia ostertagi is the source of this 585-nucleotide messenger RNA. The record is from the annotation of a GenBank genome assembly. NCBI's taxonomy places the organism in Eukaryota, Metazoa, Nematoda, Chromadorea, Rhabditida, Trichostrongylidae.